CGCAUUUGCUUGCUUUUUUGGGUUCAAGAUGAUAGAUGUCCUUCUGUGUUUCCUUGUGGCCUGUCCAGUGCUGUUGGCUGCAGGCAGCCCAGUUUCUCAGUCCAACAAUGGGACCACACCACUGGUGAUUUGGCAUGGGAUGGGUGACAGUUGCUGCAACCCUCUCAGUAUGGGUGCAGUAAAGAAGAUGAUUGAGGAGGAGAUUCCUGGGAUUUACGUGCUUUCACUGAUGAUUGGCAACAACAUCAUCGAGGACACAGAAAAUGGGUUUUUCAUGGAAGUGAAUGAGCAGGUGUCUGUGGUGUGCACUCAGCUGGCUCAGGACCCCAGGCUGAAGACAGGAUACAAUGCCAUGGGCUUCUCCCAGGGGGCGCAAUUUCUGAGAGCUGUGGCGCAGCGAUGUCCCUCUCCACCAAUGAAAAACCUGAUCUCUGUGGGUGGUCAACACCAAGGUGUGUACGGUCUACCCAAGUGUCUCGGAGAGAAGUCAGUGAUCUGUAACAUAAUUCGCAAAAUUCUGAACAAAGGCGCAUACAAAGAGGAGAUUCAAAAACACCUGGUGCAGGCCGAGUACUGGCACGACCCUUACAAUGACGACCUGUACAAGAGGUACAGCCUCUUCCUGGCCGACGUCAAUCAGGAGAGGACGGUCAAUGAGACUUACAAGAAGAAUCUACAACUGUUGGAUAAGUUUGUGAUGGUCAAGUUCCUGAAUGACACUGUGGUGGAUCCUGUUGAUACUGAGUGGUUUGGCUUUCUGAAAACAGGCCAGGCCAAAGUGACUGAAACUCUACAGGAGAGUGUGCUCUACAAAGAGGAUCGCCUGGGUCUGGCAGCGAUGGACAAAACUGGAAAGCUGGUUUUCCUGGCAACCAAAGGCGAUCAUCUCCAGUUUACCAGAGAGUGGUUCAACACCAACCUGCUGCCUUACCUGCAAUAGAAUAUUUUAAGUGUUGGAUGACUAAAACAAAGUGAAAUUAAAUAGUAAACUUUGUUUCUUAAUAUUCUGCGUUUGGCACUAAAUCUUUUGUACUUUAUUAGCUCAAUUUUGUCAUCUGCUGUAUUUUGUGUGCUGUAGGUUCAUUCUGUCAUGCAAGUAUUUAAUAAAUCCUACUCUUUAAAAC
This is a messenger RNA of Thalassophryne amazonica, 1124 nucleotides long. It is a transcript of the gene ppt1, whose product is annotated as palmitoyl-protein thioesterase 1 (ceroid-lipofuscinosis, neuronal 1, infantile). The coding region runs from base 29 to 940 and encodes 303 amino acids. Gene Ontology annotation, biological process: receptor-mediated endocytosis; protein depalmitoylation. NCBI's taxonomy places the organism in Eukaryota, Metazoa, Chordata, Actinopteri, Batrachoidiformes, Batrachoididae. Gene Ontology annotation, cellular component: lysosome. Gene Ontology annotation, molecular function: palmitoyl-(protein) hydrolase activity. The transcript is spliced from 10 exons. The record is from RefSeq and is a predicted model, not a curated record.